Quercus robur (English oak) is the source of this 1396-nucleotide messenger RNA. Its product is annotated as CRAL-TRIO domain-containing protein C23B6.04c-like. The transcript has 6 exons. The record is from RefSeq and is a predicted model, not a curated record. Lineage: Eukaryota; Viridiplantae; Streptophyta; Magnoliopsida; Fagales; Fagaceae. Bases 356 to 1249 code for a protein of 297 amino acids. Gene Ontology annotation, molecular function: phosphatidylinositol transfer activity.
ACUUAUAGCUCCUUUUCUCUCACAACGUGUUAGCCAUACCGAACAGAAAGUUCGGCCAGAGAAUUCUUUCUUUAAUUUCUACGCAAUGCCAUUCUCGUGACGUUGACGAUUCGACUGAGGAAACUUUAAAAAACGCAAACAAACAACCAAAGAGAAACGCACGCCCUCGCUUCUCUCACCCAUCUCCUAUCCUACGUUAUUUUUCAUUGCCAAAAACAUCAGAAAUAUAUAUAUAUAUAUAUAUUUUUUUUUUUUUUGUUGUAAAAAUCUGAGUUUUUGAGUUUGAACUUUGAACUUUGAAGCUUGUGGGAGCUUUCACUCUUUCCUCCAGGGGUGAACUUAUUUGGCAAUCAACAUGUUUCUUUUGAGAAAGAAUACUCAGACUCAAAGUCAUCCAGAGGAUCUCAGUUUGGAGAAAGAUGCAAAGGUCAGUGAACUCAGGGCUGCUCUUGGACCUCUAUCGGGACGUUGUUUAAAGUACUGCAAUAAUGCAUGCCUGAGGAGAUAUUUAGAAGCUCGAAACUGGAAUGUUGAUAAGGCAAAGAAAAUGUUGGAAGAAACACUCAAGUGGAGGGCCACUUAUAAGCCUGAAGAAAUUCGUUGGCAUGAAAUAGCCCAUGAAGGUGAGACUGGGAAAGCGUUCAGAUCAAACUUUCAUGAUAUGCUUGGAAGGACCGUGCUUAUAAUGAGGCCAGGGAUGCAGAACACCAAUUCGCCAGAAGAUAAUGUUCGUCAUAUCGUCUAUCUUUUAGAAAAUUCUAUACUUAACCUUCCUGAAGGACAAGGACAAAUGUCCUGGUUGAUAGACUUCACGGGGUUCUCAUUGAGCACCAACAUCUCAAUCAAAGCAGCCCGUGAUAUUAUUAACAUUUUACAAAACCACUACCCUGAAAGGCUUGCUCUCGCAUUACUUUACAAUCCACCAAAAAUUUUUCAGGCAUUCUAUAAGGCUGUCAAGUACUUCCUUGAUCCAAAGACUGCUCAGAAGGUGAGUUUUGUGUACCCCAAUAGUAAAAGUAGUGACAACUUCAUGAAGACACUCUUCGAUUUAGAAAAUCUUCCAUGUGAGUUUGGGGGAAAAGCCACUCUAAAAUACGACCAUGAGGAGUUCUCACGAAUGAUGGCUGAGGAUGAUGUAAAAACUGCCAAGCUCUGGGGAUUUGAUGAGAGGCCCCACCACAUUAUGAAUGGGCACUCGGGAGCAGCAGUGGUGCAGGAGGCAAUGCCCAUUUCAUCACCAGCUAGCUGAGUGAACAUAUCUAGUUCUAGUAUUUAAGAAAUUAAGAUAUGUAUAAUACGGCCUGACUAACUGAAGACAUGCAAACUUCAGUACCAAAUUCACGGACCCUUGUUCAGUUCCUCGUUGGGGUUAAUAAACAUUCAUUUCUUCUACUUA